This is a messenger RNA of Diorhabda sublineata, 624 nucleotides long. RefSeq lists its product as uncharacterized. The coding region runs from base 1 to 522 and encodes 173 amino acids. The record is from RefSeq and is a predicted model, not a curated record. Lineage: Eukaryota; Metazoa; Arthropoda; Insecta; Coleoptera; Chrysomelidae. The transcript is spliced from 4 exons.
AUGGCUCAAGCGUUCAUUACCACAGCGAAAAAUACUUUUAGAUGGAAUGUACAAGAAAAAACAAAACCAAAAAGAUUUGGGAGGAAAAAUAACAGUAAGAAUAUAAAUUCAAAUCUUAUUUUAAAUGGAAAUCGAUCGUAUUUGCUUUCCCAAUAUGUCGCAAUUUCUUCUGCAAAGCCGUAUCUUCCGUUACAGGAACAUUUCGAAGAAAUUGAAAAAGCAGUCAAAGAACUCCAAGUGAAACGAAUGUCUUCGACUACUUAUAGAACAGAUUAUUGCAAAGAUUGGAAAAAAGUUAUAGAUUCAGAGAGUAAAGAAGAUAUUGUUGAAAAUGAGUUAGCAAAAAAUUUUGAACAAUUGUACGGAGAAAAAAAAACUCGCAAAAUUUUACCGACUAUCGAAAGUCAAAGAAUAUUGGGAUUUUUGGCAUCUUCAAGAAUGUACACGCCAAUUACCACUUAUCAAAACGAUUAUGGUAGACUAGGUUAUGAACGUCUUCCCAAAAUUGUAACUAAAAUAUAAUUAAAUAGAUGAAUCAAAUAUUUUUAAAUAAACGUCACUUUUUGAGCACACUGUAUGUUACUUUACAACAAUUCUAUAAUAUAUUAUGCUAAAGAAACCAGA